This is a messenger RNA of Epinephelus lanceolatus (giant grouper), 7116 nucleotides long. RefSeq names its product zinc finger protein 646. Gene Ontology annotation, biological process: regulation of transcription by RNA polymerase II. Gene Ontology annotation, cellular component: nucleus. Gene Ontology annotation, molecular function: DNA-binding transcription activator activity, RNA polymerase II-specific; RNA polymerase II cis-regulatory region sequence-specific DNA binding. Lineage: Eukaryota; Metazoa; Chordata; Actinopteri; Perciformes; Serranidae. The record is from RefSeq and is a predicted model, not a curated record.
GUGCGCUCCGGCUCCGCACGGCUAGCAGCGGCAGCGGCAGCGGCAGGAAGUAUGUUGUCGGAGCGGCGGUAGGUAGCGGGGGGGGGGGAGAGCCAAGAACCAAAAGUCGAUGUUUGAACCCGGGGCGGAGAACACAAACCAUGCCGAACCCGUGAAAGUGGCGGAUUUCUGCAUCUCCACGCCGUGCAUCGUCCACUGAGGCCGAUCGAGGGUGAUACCUCAUUGGCUGGUGUGACCCCUGCAGGCCCGCCACCUCCCAAGGUGGGCCCCAAUUGGCUGGACCUGCACUGGGGAGAAAAUGGCUGCUACCACCACCCUCAACUGAAUAGCUAAGCCCCACUGUUUCCUCCUCCACCUCCCUAACGUCACCGUUCAUUGCUGUGUUGUGAACCGUGAUUCCCUCCGACUGAUUUGCUUUAGAGUACUAUGGCAAUGCAUGAUAUGAGUCGUGCCAAGGGUUUCCCCUGUAAAGAGUGUGAUAUGGUUUGUCCGAGUACUCCAAGUCUUCUAGAGCAUAUGAAAGCACAUUAUCAGCAAGAAGAGAACGGACGCUUUGAGUGUGAACAGUGUGGCCGAAUUUACAAGCACGCAGCGAGCCUAGCUAAUCAUAAAAAGUCUCACGAAGUGGGUUCAUUCCAGUGUCCUGUUUGUACGCGUACGCUGCCCAACGCGGUAGCUUUGAAGAACCACCUACGUAUCCAUACAUUGUCCCCUAGUAGUGCACACACAGAAGAAGAGAGCGAAGAAGUAGCUGAAGAAGCAGGCCACGACGAGAGGGACUACGGCCUCGCCCAAGACCUCUCGGACGGGUUUGGACGCUCCCAUUUGAAUAAUAGUGGUAUGGGACAUAGUGUCCUGCAAAGCCACGAGACAGACGACCACGGAAAAAAAGGCUCCCCUGAAUCUGACGACGCUUGGGACAGACCAUUCAAGUGCGAUCAGUGUGACAGAACCUACCGGCACCACGGUAGCCUGGUGAACCACAAGAAGUGUCACCAGCAAGGAACGUUUAAGUGCUCUGUGUGUUUUAAACAAUUUAGCAACCUGGCUGCCCUAAACAGCCACGAGAGAACUCACUCGAAGUUCAAGACCCCUGGGGCCUCCAUGGUGAGCAGUAGCAGUAGCAGCAGCAGCCUCCAUGGCUCGGAGCGCAGCAGUGUCUCCCAGUCGUCCCAGAGCGACAACACUGCCUCUUGUUUCUGCCACCUGUGCCAGAUAGCGCUACCGAGCAAGACAGACUUUCAGGAGCACAUCCUGCUGCACAACACGGCCACACCCUCCCUCGGCCUGCCACGUAGUUUCCCAGGCAUCAUGCCCCACAACCUGAGUGCAGUUCGAUCCCCAGCGUACACCCCUGCCCUGGGGGACCCUCUGCCUCUGCCACCCCUCCCCAGUGACAAAAGAGGUCCCUACGACCCCAUAAUGGGCCCUCCAGUCAACAAUCCCAUCUACACAUGUGCAUACUGUGGCGCAGGACACCCAGAUCUGGAGACCCUAAAAGUCCACUAUCUGACCCAUGACCCCCACCCUGCGUCCCAUGGCCAGGACAGCGCCAUCCUCAACUCAGACAUAAGCUCUGGAUCACAGGGCUCAGUGUCUUCUCCCUCCGGAGGCCGUGUGCCCCAGGCCAACUCUCCAGAUGACGGAGAGCGGCGUUUUAAGUGCGGGGAGUGUGGCAAAAGCUAUCGGCAUGCAGGAAGCCUGGUCAACCACAAACGCUGCCAUCAGACAGGCCACUACCAGUGCACCAUCUGCUGUAAGCAGUACCCUCACUUGGCAGCGCUACACAGCCACCUGCGGAGCCACAAAGGGCGUCCCUCCAACCAGCCUAUUAAUAACGACAGCAAUGACUGGCUUUCACCAGAGCCGCUCACUCUGGACUCCCAGCAGAGCUACGUCCAGGAAGGCAGUGGUGCGACCACUCCAAUCUCACUGCCAGGAAACCUUGGUGAUGCUGCCCACUUUGUACCAGACGGUGGCCACAGCAGUGGGUUGGACUCUCUUGAGUUCCACGAUCGCUUUGAUGGCAGCUCACUUUCCCAGAGCAGCUCUGCUCACCGUCAGGCUGACAGACACGUGUGUGCUGACUGCGGUGAGAUGUAUGGAGAUGUAUCCGGCAUCAAGUCGCACAUGUGUCCCCGCCGUGGCCAGCAGUCGCAGCAGAGCAACAUGUCCAACGGGUUUAUGGGGAAUAUGAACUACCACAGCUCCAGUGGAACCUCGCUGCCAGCUGGAAGCUCCAGCAACUUGAAAGAAGGCAGCAGCCAACGACAAUACUCCCAGAGCGGAGGCAAGAGGAUGGGCAGCAAUGACAAAGACGACGAUGAUGAUGGAGAAGUGUAUCAGUGUUCAGUGUGUGGCAACCACUACGCCAGCCUCAGAGCCCUCAGGAGUCACCUGCGUAGUCAUGCCAAUAACCCAACGGGGCCAGGACCUUCCAACCUGGAGCAAGAGUGGAGGAUGAUCUGCUCCACCUGUGGCCAGAGCUUCUCCAGGAAACAGGACCUCCUGAAUCACCAGUUAGUCCAUGGCCCCCAGAGGCCGGAUGGCCAGCAACAGGGUAUUGUAGGCAGCUCAGCUAAUGGCAGUGACAAGAUGGAUGGACGCAACCACAUCUGUGUUGACUGUGGCAUGUUUUUUGCCGAUCGCCACCACCUGAUCACCCACCUGUGCCCCGGUAAAAAUCGGGCCAGCUCACUGAGCAAGCAGGGUCUGAAUGGAGCCAAAGGAAUGUCUGGAGGGGAUGGCGUCGGCGGUGGAGUUGCCGGAGGAAGCCGUGAUGUUGGUGGCGAUGGACGUAGACCUAUGGUUGACCAAAGUGACAAACCCCACAAGUGUGACCAGUGUGGACGAGGGUACAGACACCCCUGCUCACUCCUUAACCACAAAAAGUCCCAUAAGACGGGUGUUUUCCGCUGCUUGGUGUGCCAGAAACGCUACUACAAUCUGCUGGCUCUCAAGAAUCACCAAAGGACCCACUUUGAUCUAAAGAGGCACAAGUGUGAGGAAUGCGGCAAGGCUUUCAAGAUCCAAAAGCAGCUGAUCAACCACCUCCGUCUCCACGAGGAGCACCGAGCCAAAGGUCUUGUUCGGACCGGCCCCAACGGUUCCCGCUUCCAGCAGCCCGGACCAUCUCAGAUGCAGACUAUGAGAGGAGAGUCGUCAAAGAGUCAGCCAAUGGGCAUGAAAUACAGCCAUCAAGGGUUCAAGAAGCCCUACUCCUCCGCUGGAACUUCCAGGCCCCAGAAGUUUGAUCCAGCUGAAAGUGGACGGCGGCCUUUUGCCUGUGAAGAAUGUGGCAAAACAUACCGCCACGCUGGCAGCCUGGCUAAUCACAAGAACCUCCAUAAAAUCGGAGAGUACCACUGCAAUGUUUGCAACUCCACGUACCCCAACAGGCUGGCAAUGAAAAACCACCUACGCCUCCACUUUGCCCAGAAGAAGCACAACUGCCAAGAAUGCGGCAAAGGCUUCCGCACCCAGAGGCAGCUAGCUACCCACACUACAGCCGGCCUGUGCAAAGGGCCGCAGGGCCCCGGGGCCCAGAUGGAUUUUGAGUGUGAUGGCUGCUGUGAAGGCUUUGCCACGGCCGAUGAGCUCGCAGCCCAUGACUGCCCAGCCCAGCACCUGCCUUCAUCCUCCUCCACCAACAGCUCCACCAACAUCAGCAUGGAGAGAAGCUCUGUGGACUUGGACUCUGAUGAGAGACCCUAUGCCUGUGACCUGUGCAGCUGUGCCUACAAACAUGCAAGCUCCUUGCUGAACCACAAACACACCCACAAGACGGGCAACUUCCGGUGCAACUUCUGCGACAAGCCCUACACCAACUACAUGGCGUUGCGCAACCACAUGCGCAUCCACACGCAGCGAAAGAAGCACAUCUGCCACACGUGUGGGAAAGCUUUCCGGCUGGCCAGGUUCCUCCGAAACCACCAGAAGGUCCACGAGGAGGGCGCCACCCCCUUCGGCUGCCCCACCUGUGGGAAGAGUUUCCAGGGGAGAUCCGGCCUAGCCAGGCACCGCUGCGGGGACAACCAGGUAGGCAUGGAAGUCAGGAGGAAGGCCACUGCACCCACGGGAGAGGGCGACGAGUGUCGGUACACAUGUGAUCAAUGUGGCCGCUCCUACCGCCAUGCCAGCUCCCUCCUCAACCACAAAAACACCCACACUGUCGGCAUCUACCACUGUGCCGUGUGCCUCAAGACCUACUCCAACCUGCUUGCCCUGAAGAACCACCGCCGCAUCCACUCAGAGACGCGGCGCCACCGUUGCCACGACUGCGGCAAGGCCUUCCGAGUUUCCUCCCAGCUCUACAACCACCGACGCGUCCACCAGAAGCAGCGGGAGCUGACCUGCCGGUCCUGCCAGCGAGCCUUUCCCACGCAGGCCAGCUUCAGGCUCCACAUGGAGAUCACCCACGGCCAGACGCCACAGCCCCGCCAGCCCAGACCCCAGCAGCCUCGACCGGGGGGCUCCCAGGAGCUGGGCUGGGGGUCAGGCCUGGACCUCACCUUGAUGCAAGAGCAAGGACUCCACCCCGGCAGCGUUGCAAAAGCUCGCAGCCGUGGGAGCCACAGUGAGGUCAUCAAAUCCCAUGUGUGCGAUCAAUGUGGGCGGUCCUACCGCCACGCCAGCUCCCUGCUCAACCACAAGAACAGCCACAAGACCGGGACCUACUUCUGUAACUCCUGCCAAAAGGAGUUCCCCAACCUGAUGUCCCUCAAGAACCACCGGCGGAUCCACACCGAGCCCAAACGCUAUCAGUGCCCCGACUGCGGCAAGUCCUUCCGUGUCUCCACCCAGCUCAUCUGCCACCGCCGCAUCCACACCAAGGAGAAGCCGUUUUCCUGCCAGCAGUGCGACAAGCGUUUCUCCUCCAAGUCCAACCUGAGGCACCACAUGAAGGUGCACUGGAGCGGCUCGACGGCGCCCCCUCCCAUGGCCCACGCGCCCAACUUCCUGGAUCUGAGUCCGGUGAGUCCGACCAGCUGCUCCAGGAGCUUCGUCUGUGAUCGGUGUGGCCGCUCUUACCGCCACGCCAGCUCCCUGCUCAACCACAAGAACAGCCACAAGACUGGGACCUACUUUUGCAGCUCCUGCCAGAAGGAGUUCCCCAACCUGAUGUCCCUUAAGAACCACCGCCGGAUCCACACCGAGCCCAAACGCUACCGCUGCCCUGACUGUGGCAAAUCCUUCCGGGUGUCUACAGCGCUUGUCUGCCACCGCCGCAUCCACACCAAGGAGAAGCCAUUCUCCUGCCAGCAAUGUGACAAGCGCUUCACAUCCCGGUCCAACCUGAGGCACCACAUGAAGGUGCACUGGAGGGCUCCGCCGCUGUCCAGAGGGACGUCGUCCGCCUUUCUCACCGUCUCGUCCAGAUCAUUAAGCUAAACGUCCGACCUUGAUGGCCUGACUGGGCUUCGUUAUGGCGACCACAGCAACCACAGCGACCACAGCGACCACAGCAUGGUCUCCUGAGGAAACUCAGAUUAGAAUUUAAAUCUAAUCACAAACUGAGGACCUGGAGUUCAACCUGAAGGCUUCACGUUGAACUUUAAUCACCACCAAAUUUAUAUAAUUUAAAUAUUUGAUCUGAAAAAAAAGUCCUUCUGAAUUUUCUGCUUUAAAACUUCCAAAAGAUCACAGAGUCGUAACAGGAGGAGUUCACUCUUCAGUCUCCACGUUGAUAAUGAACAGGAAACAUUGAAACCGAAACUAUCAUCAUGGAAACGUGAACGUCCAGUUUGUUUCUCUGCGUUGAUGUCAGGCAGUGUUCAGAGUCUCUGAGUUCUCCAGUGUAUGAACACUUACAUACACUGCAGCGGUGAACUGGGACCUGAGGAGCUGGAGUUACUCUGCAGCCUGGAGCACAACCAGCACAGGUGAAUUGUGGGUCUUGUAGCCUUGAAUCUUGGCGUAUUAGCUCCAGUUUGUUCCUCUCAUGUAAUCAUUAUUUCUAUGUUUGAAGCUUUUGGAGUUUUUUUGACGCUGACAAAGACUGUUAAGAAAUCCUCUCACUUUCCACUUCCUGAGUUUUCUAUCCGUGUUUUCACGUAUUUAAACAAAACUCAGUGUUUUUGUUUCUCAGUCUUCUCUCCAGCUGAAACAUUUAUAAAACUAACAGGACCAACCUUCAAAGUUCCUACACUCAUGAAAUUCCAGCCCGUUCAAGUAUCGCUGUGGCGUCAGACACAGAUGCCAAAAGCAACCUUUCAUGGUGGUAUGAUACGCUGCCAGUUGGCGUCAGUUUGAAGCGCUGCUGGUAACAAUGUAAUGCAAGGAGCUGAUAAGUCCUUGUAAGGCAUGAGGGGCAGGCAAUGGAUCCAACAAACCUCAGACUUUUACCUGCAAGCCCGGUGUGUUCACUUCCUGUGUAAAUGUUAGAGCAGACGCUCAGACUCUCUUCACAGCGUCUCCUAACAAACUCGACAGUAGACGUGGAGAACAAAAUGAAGAUGACCUGACCUGCAGACCUGCAGGACGUGGACGUGGACGAACACCAGGAGUGUUUUCUUCUUUUAUUAACACUGACAAACUUUAAGAUGUGAAGCAGAGAGAAAUGAUGUGAGCAGAAAAACUGUAAACAUGAGCUGCACUGCUGGACUCAGACUCCCUCUGCUGCUUCUGUACAUGUCGACAAGUGUUUAACAGAACAUUUCCACCGCUAACUGUUUGAGGUGGACAGACUCCACAGGGAGACGGUUAAGGGUAAUCAGAGUCCAGAGUGUUCGGUUCUUCAUGAAGAGGUUUAGAUUCAUGAUGUAACAUCUGAUUUUAACUUCAAACAUUAAAUAUGGGAGUUCAUUGAUGUCAACUGGGAGGAAAAAAAAUCUACCAUCAAAGUUUUUUAUUAUUAAAUGUUUUAGAAUCUUCAUCAUUGAUAAAGGAAAUGAUGAAACAUUGAGUCAUGAAAACUUUGAAUAAAAUGCAUUUCCUGUUAAUGAAUCAACUCAAGACUGAGUCCUAAAAAAAACAUUUAACAAUAAAAGAUGCGACGGAGUAUAAGGGCCACAUUGAAGGGGAAAAAAAGCGGAGAUUUCAAGAAUAAAGUCGUCCCGAGAAAAAACUUGUCAUAUUACAAGAAUAAAGUCGUAAUGUUACGAGAAUAAAGUCAUA